This is a messenger RNA of Trypanosoma conorhini, 450 nucleotides long. RefSeq names its product adrenodoxin precursor. Gene Ontology annotation, cellular component: mitochondrion. The coding region runs from base 1 to 450 and encodes 149 amino acids. The record is from RefSeq and is a predicted model, not a curated record. Gene Ontology annotation, biological process: P450-containing electron transport chain. The transcript has a single exon. Gene Ontology annotation, molecular function: 2 iron, 2 sulfur cluster binding. NCBI's taxonomy places the organism in Eukaryota, Euglenozoa, Kinetoplastea, Trypanosomatida, Trypanosomatidae.
AUGACGCUGGGCUGCUGCGCACGCAUGGGCCAGCAGCGACUGCCCUGGCGCUUUGGCCGGUGCCAGCGGCGUUUCUGCGCCACGGCCGCAGGGACGACUGCGGCGGCGGUCCCCGGCAAAGUGCGGGUGCACGCCACCUCCGCCGAGGGGAAAGUCGUCUCCUUCACCGCCCCCGCGGGCAUCACGCUGAUGGAGGCCAUACGCGACUUUGGUAAGCUCGACAUUGAGGCCGCCUGCGACGGAACGUGCGCCUGCAGCACCUGCCACGUGGUGCUUCGCGAGGAGGACUUCAAGAAGCUGGACGGGGUGUCGGAGGACGAGAUGGACAUGCUCGACCUGGCGCCGUCCGUCACGCCGACCUCGCGGCUGUCGUGCCAGGUGGAGCUCACCGACGCACUCGAUGGCAUUACCGUGCAGCUGCCGCCGGAGACAAGCAACCAGCUCUGCUGA